Desarmillaria tabescens is the source of this 2428-nucleotide messenger RNA. RefSeq lists its product as uncharacterized. The coding region runs from base 129 to 2174 and encodes 681 amino acids. The record is from RefSeq and is a predicted model, not a curated record. NCBI's taxonomy places the organism in Eukaryota, Fungi, Basidiomycota, Agaricomycetes, Agaricales, Physalacriaceae. The transcript is spliced from 6 exons.
GCAGCGUCGAGAAGACGCUUGGCGAGCUGCUUGAAGGGAGAGAUACAAGUACUGAGAUACAUCUAUUCAAUGGAUCUUCUGAGGUCGCAGUCCUCAAAAUAACCGGCUCAGAAAGCGCCAAGACAAUCAUGGACCAACUCGUCCCGAGCAUCAAGAAACCCUCAGAAAAUUCCAAGUACCUAGACAACAUUGACGCUCUGCAGAAGGUGUUCGGUGCUGCGAAGCAGAUGGUCGAUGCUCUUGCGGGGGUGCAUCCCGCAGCUACCAUCGCUUGGGGAUUUCUGUCUGUUGGAUUCGAGGCAGUGAAGAACCAACGCGACGCGAAACAAGCAAUACUCAAUCUUUACACCGAAAUGAUAUCAGUCUACGAAGAGGCCAGCAAGGACAGUGUCUUGCAGCAACGCGACGGUCUAUAUGGAACGUAUAGUUCCUUGUUCAAGCAGACCAUCGAGUGCGCCAUUUUCAUUGAAGGCUAUGCAAAGAAGAGUGGGAUAGAGCAUCUUUUCACGAUGGACCUAUCGGGCCAAGCUGAAAAUUUUCGUCAGGCCUUCAUCGACCUGAAAGGCCAGCUGAGUAUGGGAUUCGCAAGGGAAUCAGCCAUUGUUACUCUCGGUGUCCAGGAGCUUGUGAACAUUCAGAUUAUGAGAGAUCGAUUGCAAGAUCUCCGACCACCUCAAGAACUGGGGCCAAAGUCGCGUUGUAUGCCCGGAACGCGUGUUGAGACAAUCAACGCGAUGAUGUCAUGGAUUGCCCAGUGUAACGGCGGGACAAUGUGGUGCAAAGGAUUGGCGGGGACGGGGAAGAGCUCUUUGAUGGGAACCCUCCACGACUUGCUCACUGCGGACAUCGGGGGACGGAGUCGGCUUGUAGCCUUCAUUCGCUACGACCGUAUCGAGUAUUCAGAUGCCAGCAAGCUAAUCAGCAGCAUCGCAUAUGCCUUGGGAAUGUUCGAUGACCGCAUCGGGAUGGCAAUCUCCAAAGUUAUCCAGACAUCGCGAUCGGUGCCGACCAUGUUAGACCUGUCUGCUCAGUUUCGGCUUCUACUUCGUGAUCCGCUUGAAUCCCUCCCUAGUCUUGUUGAUGAAGGUCCCCUGGUAGUCAUCAUCGAUGGAUUGGAUGAGUGCGAUGCAUCUAGUGAAAUGUUAGAUGUACUCGCCGAGGGAUUUGGUCCGAAACUUCCCUUCAUGCGGCUCAUUGUUUCCAGCCGACCGAUUCAUCGCAUAGCUACGGUGUUCGAGGAACGGGAUUGCAUAUCCAUGCUCCAUUUAGAUACCUCCUCAGAGGAUGUAAACCGUGAUAUUCAGUUCUACCUGGAAAUCCAAUUUGCAAGUAUACACGAGGAUGCGUUUCAGGAGAAGUGUAAAAAGCUGGAUGCCAUCAAUAAACUGACGGCACGGGCGAGCGGUUUAUUCAUUUGGGCUGCAACUGUUGCGAAAUUCAUCCUUGCAUUUCCAGGGAUAUCAAGGCUUCAGGCUCUCCUAGCCACGGAUAUCCCUAGUGAUGCGACCGAGGCUCUAACAUUCUUAUAUCGCACUGCUUUGAAUACUCUCUCGUCUGAAAUCCCGGGUACCAAUGCGGACAUUAAAAAGUGUGUGCGUGAUGUUCUCGGCGCUGUGCUGGCAGCCGAGACGCCUCCAGGGAUGACAGAGGAAAUCCUUGAUAACAUUGUCCUAGACCAAGGCAGCCCUCCGUCGCAUCGCAUCGUGUCUAUGCUAGGAAGUAUAAUCAGUCCUGAAACUGAGGACUCGCCCAUCCGACUCAUACACAAAUCCCUCGAUGAUUUCUUACAGGAUCGGAGCCGAUGUGGGGACGAUUGGUUCGUUGAUGUCACUUUGCACCGCAUGGCACUAGCCAAACGGUGUCUGACUUCAUUGACGCCUUUUCUUCUGGAGUGGUCCAAAAUCAAUACACAUAGCUUGGAUAUCAUCGCUGUACCAGAGUAUAUUUCCCGAUAUGCAUUGUUUGGAGCGUUGUGGCAUAUUAACGUCUUCGACAAGACUGGCUUAGAACUCUUCGCUUCCUUUUUCCGUCGCCACUUUCUUCCUUGGUUGGAUGUACAUCUAUGUAUUGGAUCUGAUUCUGUCCUUCAAAACAUGGCGAUGUUGCUGAACUGGUCUAACGUACGUGGCAUGAAAGUGAGCUUUAUUUCCCGAACUAAAUCACCUUGGUCCUAGCAAUUUGACGGCAUUGAGCCACGCACUUUAUUCUACCACGCUUAUCUGUUUGCGUACAGAGCAAUAGAGGACGGAGGGCGAUCUAGGUUAGGACCAUCAUAUGUUUACACUCGCGCGAUGUGUCUUUCACCGUCGAGUAAUGUCAUUCGCAAGGCCUGGGAUUUAGAGCAGUCCAAUGCUUUGGGUGAACCUGUGUUCCCCGACAGAGAGCGCCUUCUCUCUUGCAUGAUAGGUGGCCAGCAUCUCCACUAUUA